Messenger RNA from Labeo rohita (rohu), 4003 nucleotides. It is a transcript of the gene tent5aa, whose product is annotated as terminal nucleotidyltransferase 5Aa. The transcript is spliced from 2 exons. NCBI's taxonomy places the organism in Eukaryota, Metazoa, Chordata, Actinopteri, Cypriniformes, Cyprinidae. Gene Ontology annotation, biological process: mRNA stabilization. Gene Ontology annotation, molecular function: poly(A) RNA polymerase activity; RNA binding. The coding region runs from base 368 to 1573 and encodes 401 amino acids. The record is from RefSeq and is a predicted model, not a curated record.
AAUGUAUCUGUGUGCUAAAUGACUAAAUGUGAGUUUGAGCGCGCAGCUGUUGAGACAUGAGUCGUGUGUUUUCAUUGGGUUGCCGCUGUGUGUGUGUGAGUCCUGAAGUGAUAGGCGUGACCCGAGGCGCACAGAAAGCUUCAGCACUGCCAUACUGCUGUCAUACUACACAGCACACUCUCCAGCACUGCGUGCGCGGACGGAUGACAGUCUUUGCAGAUUCAGACAGAAUAAGGACAGACCGCAGCAGCGUCUCGAGUUCAUUAGCCUCGUGUGAAGCGCAUUAUGCGUCUCCUCAGCUCUCCUCGUAACAUCUCCAGGCAGUAGAGCGAUCGCCACUUCCCUGACUCCUCCAGCAGACGCGACCAUGGCUGAAGAGGACAGCGCGAUCGGACGCGUUUCAGACUCGAGCACGGACAGCACGAACUUCAGCGUGUUAAGCUGGGAGCAGGUCCAGCGUCUGGAUGUCAUCCUGACCGAGAGCAUCCCGAUCCACGGCCGAGGAAACUUCCCCACGCUGCAGAUGAAGCCGCGGCAGAUCGUGACGGCGGUGCGGAGCCGCAUGCGGGAGCAGCGCAUCCAUGUGCGGGACGUGCGGCUCAACGGGUCCGCAGCCAGUCACGUCCUCCACGAAGACAGCGGGCUCGGCUAUAAGGACCUGGACCUCAUAUUCUGCGUGGACCUGAAGGGAGAGACGGAGUUUCAGAUCGUCAAGAACAUAGUUCUGGACUGUCUGUUGGACUUUUUACCUGAUGGGGUAAAUAAAGAGAAAAUCACACCGUUGACCCUUAAGGAAGCAUAUGUGCAGAAGAUGGUGAAAGUGUGCAAUGAUUCGGACCGCUGGAGUCUCAUCUCUCUCUCCAACAACCGGGGCAAAAACGUGGAGCUCAAGUUCGUGGACUCCUUGCGCCGGCAGUUUGAGUUUAGUGUCGAUUCUUUCCAGAUUAAGCUAGACUCUCUGCUGCUGUUCUAUGAGUGCUCGGAGAACCCCAUGGCCAAAACGUUUCACCCCACCAUCAUCGGCGAGAGCGUGUACGGAGACUUUGGCACGGCGCUGGACCACUUGCGCAACAAGGUGAUCUGCACGAGAAACCCAGAGGAGAUCCGAGGGGGCGGCCUCCUGAAAUACUGCCAUCUUCUGGUCAGGGGUUUCCGAGCCGCCUCCGAGUCGGAGAUGAAGUCUCUCCAGCGCUACAUGUGCUCCCGCUUCUUCAUCGACUUCUCGGACAUCAGCGAACAGCAGCGCAAGCUGGAGUCUUACCUCCAGAACCACUUUGUGGGCUUGGAGGACCGCAAAUACGAUUAUCUAACAACGCUGCACGGGGUGGUGAACGAGAGCACGGUGUGUCUGAUGGGACACGAGCGGCGGCAGACCCUCGGGCUGAUCGGCAUGCUGGCGGUCCGUGUGUUGGCCGAGCAGAACGUCAUACCCAACGUGGCCAACGUCACUUGCUAUUACCAGCCCGCCCCUUAUGUAGCAGACGGCAACUUUAGCAAUUACUACAUUGCCCAAGUCCAGCCAGUCUUUACCUGCCAUCAGCAAACCUACUCCACAUGGCUACCGUGCAACUGAACGCCAAAAAGAUGAGCUGAAUCAUUGCAUUGUUGUACUCGUUUUGCAACUGACCCUGAGUGUUACCGUCCACUUCCCUAAUGUGCAUCAGUGCUUGAGCGAAAUGAAUGGGGUUUGUUUCGUUAUCUGAAAUGAGAUUGCUAACACGACUCUGCCUUGCCUAAUUCUCGGCCGAUCGUGAGGUUUUAUACUUACUAAGCAUUCUCAAGUGCAUUUCUGACAGGUUGACACAUCGAAUCCCAGUCAUUAGAUGCAUGAGAAGGGUAGUGUGAGGAAAAAGUGUUUGGAAAGCUUCAGUUGCACCCUUUAGUCCAAAUGGAAACCGACGCAUCGCUAAGAACCUUUUAUUUACAAAGACUCUCUGAAUGAGGGGAAAAAGUCAAAAACUACAACCAGUUUGUACAAACCAAAGAUUUUAAGAUUGUAUUUUUUUAUACCCAGACUAUCAGCUGAUAGUGCUGUCUAUAUUUGUACAUGUGAAUGCAUUCGAAGUGCCUAACGUCAAUGCAGUACGCCGAGGUGAGCAACCUCAAAAUCGCGAAACGUGACAAAGGGACUAAAAGCUUGUGAAUGUACAUGAUGUGUCUUGAUUUACAACCACCAUGUCGUAUUUGUUUGCAGUUCAGUCUCUAUUAAUUGAACUCUUAAUUUAUUGUUUCUGAGCAGCGUCCACAAGCCAUCUUUUUAGUGUAGUUGACAUUUGCACCAGCUUAACAGCAGACCGUAUGAUCACACGGUGAGAGCAGAGGGCACAUGCAUGCCAGAGUACAUCCCGAAAAAAACAAAGAAAAGACUUGUUUUGUGGCGAGAGCGAAGUUUGUUUCCGGACUUUCUAGAUGAAAGGUAUUUGCAGAAGCACCUCUGAUGUAUUUGCUGUAACAUCCAAGCAGGGAAUUCGACAGCUCCCGCUGAAGUAAAACCCGCUGUGUUCCUGCGCCCCCGUCACAGCUGCUCCGCCGGCUGAACCUGACCCCGCGUUCACCCGCUGUUAACAGAGUGUUAACCUGUUCUUGAUUAAUAGCGCUGCGGAAGGAAGCAGGCGGGGCCGUGGCAUAUAUGUUUAGACUUGACAAAGAGACUUGAGAGGAGAGGGAAGAGGAAAGCGAGAGUGUGAGGGAGAAGCGAGACGCAGACGAGAGCGAGCGAAAGAGGGAGGGAGGGCUGGAGAGAUGGGUGCAGCUGGUGAAGGGGUUUAUCUCCUUCGACAAAUGUCUUUUAAUCAAUACAGCUUAUUUCAUUACUAUGGGCAAUUUGGCUGAACAGACAUGAGGAUUUAAUAGGACUGAGAAGCACGGAUUAGUUUGCUUCGCUGGAAUGCAAACUUUGCAGUCGAGUUUCCAAUAUUCCUCAUAUCACAGUGCGCAACUGAAGUGCACUCAGUUGUAGACAGUUUGCCGUAAUAAAGAGUAAAUAAGCAGAAAUAAGCUUGCAUUUGCAGUGCAUAACAUGGACUUCUGAUUAUUUGAUAUUUUUUAAAGGGGUCAUAACAUCCACUCAUAAUAUUUUAGUUUCUGAUUGAAUUUUAUACAACCAUUUUUAUGACCUCUUCCUGAUCUUUAGAUGCAAAGGAACUCUAAAAAACAUCAUGUCGAACCCUGUGAUUUGUUCGGCUCAUACACAAGCUUUGGGUUUGCUGUCAUACUCUUUGUUUCUGAUCACGGUGGACAUCAUUGAUGUGUAAAUAAUGUAUUCAUCUGUCCACUGUCAGAAAGUUGCGGAUGACUAGUUUGAAUAAAUGCCAUUUUUGGACUGGGAAGCAAGUUUUGGUUUCUAAAAGUAAAAGUAGGCUUACUCCCAAAUGUAUUUAUCAGCCGAAUCCCUUUCAGCUAAAAUAUGUAGUUGAAGUACAUUUCAGAGAUUUUAAGUCAAUAUUUUAAUAAUUACAAUAACAACAGCUGCAUGCUCACAGAUCUCUGACUGACUGAUGUCAGGUGAACAAAUAAAAACAAAACAAACAAUCUUUGUUAUAAGUGCUUUGUUAUAAUUAUUUUUAUUUCAACAAAAAUAGAUGACUGCUAUACCAUGCAAAUCAUGUUUUAAUACAACACUUCAGUCAUGCAGUUAGGUAUAGCUUUUCAAAAAUCAUAGUCACGUGACUGAAAUUUGUUGUAUUAAAAUAUGAUUCACAAGCUGUAUCAUGCACGGGAUUCAUCAAUUUUUGUUAGACCGUUUGCUUUGCUUUAUUCCUAUGCUCCUGCUUAUAUGACUUACCAGGAGUUGCAGUAGUAUUUUUUUUUAUUAUUUUAUUUUAAAAUAAUUUAUUUGGAUUCAGAAAUUAUUUUGAAUGAAUUAUUAUUAUUAGGAUAAAACAAAAUUUGUUUCUUCAUAAUGUGACCCUUUUAAAAACAUCAAUGGAUGCAUUUCUGAAGAAUUUAAGACAUGGCUGUUGAAGUGAAUGGCAUUUGCAUUAACUUUUGUUUUUUUUUUUUA